ACCUCUCUACGUGAUCGCAGUUUCACAGAAAGGCUCGGACAUUAGACGGACUUGCUGUUAUAUUCGUGUGAAUUUUUGACUUUUUAAGCAAUCAAUAUGGCCCAGAGGAUGUGCCUGCCACUGUUCCUGAUAGCUCUCGUGUAUUCGGGUAGUCGAGCAACCUACGUUGAGGCUGUUGCUGGAGCAUUUGACCUUUCCAAAGGUCACCCGGCCCCAAGAAUUGCCCAGUAUUGCGGUAGUGUGAGUAUGCACAUAGACCUCGUGACUGGUGAUUGGGUUGCCGAUUCCGACAGAUAUGCUGACUGUCAAGACAAGAAUACAGAAAUACUGAUUAUGUAAAAAGAUGUACCCAGAGCUGGAGAUAACAAAUGUAGUUGAAGCCAAUGAAGAUGAGACCAUUGCACAAUGGUGCAAGAUUGGUGGUACUAAAUGUAAACAUUCCCAUAAAGUUACACCAUUCAGAUGUAUAGUUGGUAAAUUUGAAAGUGAUGCUCUGAUGGUACCCAAUAAAUGCAAGUUUGCACAUAUCCACGACUCGUCGGUGUGUCUAAGUCACGACAAGUGGCAAUUUGAAGCCAAGGAAUCGUGUACGACUCGUGGUAUGGAGUUGCAUGACUAUGGUAUGCUGCUGCCAUGUGAUAUAGACGUCUUCAGUGGAGUGGAAUUUGUAUGCUGUCCUAUUGAUGAAUCUGCAGAGAAACAAGAGACUGAGGAGAUCGUUGAAGCCGAACCAUUGGUCAUUGAGGGCAUUGACUUGAAAGAGGACGAAGAUGAUCGGUUCUUUACAAUGGAAGGUGGAAAUCCAAACGAGGAGCACAACGAGUUUGAGAUGGCACGUGAACGCCUCGAACAGCAUCAUCGUGAACGGAUGUCAAAGGUCAUGAAGCAAUGGGAAGCUGCUGAGGCGAACUACGAGGAGUUGAAGAAAACUGAUGCUGUGACAGCCGAGAAGGAAAGAAAGGGUAUGAUGGAGAGAUUCCAAACCACUGUGAUGUCAUUGGAGCAAGAAGCCGAGAACCUAAGGGAACAGCUACGUGAUACGCAUCUACAACAUAUUGAGAAAAACAUCAAUGAGAAGAAGCGUGUGGCUUUAGAGGCAUACACCAAAGCAUUGCAAGCAAUCAACCCCAAAUCAAAAGACUUGCUUCAUGGACUUCAGAAGUUUAUCCACGCUGAGCAGAAAGACCGCCAACAUAGCCUGCACCACUAUGAGCACACAAGACAGACAAAUCCCAAGAAGGCAGAAGACAUGAAACCAGCGCUUUUGGAGCACAUUCGUGAGGUUGAUGACCGUAUUAAUCAAAGCAUUGAAAUGCUGAAGGUUCAGUUGCCGGAUAUUUAUUCCAUUCUCAAGGAUAAAAUCAAUGAAAUCGUAGACAUGUAUGACAGUGAAUUUGCCGACUCCUCCCUAGUCCUCAGACCAGCGCCAGUGGAAAUAGUCACAGAAACUGACACCAAGACAACGGUUGUUACUGAACCACCAAAAUAUGAGGAAAGUCAAGAAAGUGAAGAAAUUGAACCAGAAACAAUCAUAGACUAUUGGGAUGAAACUGGUGAUGACAGUGAUAUUGAUGACAGUGAGAGUGAUAAUGAGAGUGUGAUUGUUGAGGAAGAGAUGGAUGAAGAGGUGAUGGAAAUGUUGAUGACAACAAUUGCACCUGACCUUACGACCUAUGAUGAGGAAACAAUGGAAGAUGAAUCUAUCCUUCCAGUACAGCAGAAGUUGAUGGCAUCUAAGUUUGAUGCAAGCAAGGAUAGCAAGUUCAAAGUUCAAGAAUCAUUCAACAAGCCAUUUGUUGUGAAAAAGAAGAUGACCUACCCACACAAGUCAUUUUUAGCGCUGGGCCUUGUAGGCGGUGCUGUUGCUGUAGCGACUGUGGUGAUUAUUGCCUUGGUUAUUGUGCGUAAAAAGACGCAGCGUGUGCCCGUGAAUAAUGUCAUCGAAGUGGACCCUAAGAUGACGAUGGAACAGCGACACAUCACAAUGAUGCAACACAAUGGGUACGAGAACCCUACGUACAAAUACUUUGAAAUGCAGUAAGGGUUUUGGGGUGUAUAGAAAAUGUUUUCAAAUGAAUCUCUAACAUGUCUCGGCGAAGUAAAUUGUGCAAGCUUUACUAUAAUUGGUUGAAGUUUAUUCUCGCUGAAAACCGAGACUAACCCGAGCUGCUUUUGAGGUUCAUUUGAUUGAGAAGUUUUUGUAAAUAUGCAUGAAGUACCACUCUUCCCACCCUUCUUUUAAAACACUAGUUCAAUCCUUUCCUGUAGAGAAUAGAAUACAGGACGUUCCAUUUCAUUAAAGGGGGUGGUGAAGACUGAAAAUGUAAAAUAUUUAUGGCCAUUUGUGUGUAGUUAGUGACUGUUUUUUGUGGUACAUCAUGCAUAUGUUUUACAGCAUCAAAUACUCCCCAGAUGAAAAGAGAGAGAAUGUUUCCCUUCAUAUUUGUCACUGUACUGCCUAUUUACCAAUCAAGAUUGUAUGUCAUUUUUAAUGUAUUCCAUAUUCUGCAAACUACAGCUGUAAGGGGGAGAAGAAUAAGUUGAAUUGUUCGUGCUAGAAUCUCAAAUUGCUGGCGUCAACCAUAUCACAGAUUCCUUUGGAGACUGUCUUUCUUUCAACUGCAAUUUAUUCAAAGUUGUCUGUGUCACCAUGAUUUGUGCUUACACACCUCUUCCAAAAGCCUAGUCAAGUGGCAUGCAUUUCCUAACCAAUUGUAAUAUCACCCUAUCACCAGAAAAAAAUGUCAUCUUGCUUUGCAUGAAAACGUAUGAAUAAUAAAUAGCUAAUAAAAAAAAUGUACCGUGCUGACGUGUUCUUAAAAAUAUGACGAAUUGUGGAAAUUAUUGUAAUUUUUUCGAAAGAGUCUGAAUGUAAACCAGUGUUUUAUGUAGCCUUUUCUUUUACUGGUGUCUGUUUCUAACCAGUUCCAACCUUUCUUUUUUUUUUUAAUCACAAUCAAAAUACUGGCAUAUUUAAAAUUUUUAGCAGCCCAGAUUGGUGUUAACUUCGCUACUUGUAAUUUUUUUAUUAUUCUGAUUCUAUUAGAGGGAAAGGAAUCAAGUUUUAUUUUAUUGUUUUGUUUUUUAAAUCGUCAGUUUUAUUUUGUAAUUACAAAUAUGUUGAUCACGAUUUUUUAUACGUAGCUUAGUAGUAGACACUGAUAUCUUGUAUAUUGUACCCUCUCAUUGGUCUUACCUAUAUAUAAUGGUCCACGAUAUUGCGAACUUGCUUUGAUGAAGUAUUCACCCUACCUGUUCCUAAUGCCUCCCACCCCUGGCAGUAUAUUAAUAUAACCCAGUGUCACAAGACAAUAGGAUUGUACCAACUGUAUCUAGAUAGAAGGGGUGCUAGGGCUAUGUUUGAUAGGCAUUUUUCGUAACUGUAAAAAAAAAAAGUUAAGUGGAUUGUAUGUUAUUUGGAGUUUACUUCAUGUUAAAGCCAUUUUUUGGUAAAAAUGUACACAAAUUGCAAGUAUUUACCAUUUUAGAUGUAUAAAUAGAAAAUUUGCUGUUAGGUGUUUUAGCAGAUGUAAUUUGGCCACAAAACUUCUGAGUAUUGAGUUAAUCGACCUUGAAGACUGGAGCAUCAAGUCGGCAAACUGAGAAAAGCAUUUAUGACAUGUGACCUGCAUAACCGAUCAGUACACUGUGAUCUUGUGUACUGGAAAGAUACAUAGAUGCGUUUCCUUUCUCAAUCUCAAUCUCAGGCUCUACCUUCCACUCUGGUGGAAAUGUACCAUCUUGUAUGCAAACGUGCUUUGUGAGUGGUCAAGAGGGAUUAAAUUCUGACGAGGACUAGUUGUUGAAUUUUCUCGAUACUCUGUUCAUGACGCAGUGUUGUCUAAUAUCCACUGAUAAAUAAUUAUGCAAAUUAGUAUUGUGAGUUUGGAGUGUAUAUACGCUCGCAUACCAUUAGUUAAGACCACACAGAACCGAUGCACUGGUAUGUACUGUUGAUUGAACUGGCAAUACUUCCAGUACCCAAUAUUUUGAUGCUACUUUUCUUGUGAAAUUGAGUAGUUACCAUACUGGGAAAGAUAUUUACCUGUUCUCAAAAGUCAAUUGCAAGGAUUCUGAAUGCAUUGUAACAUGCAUAGAUCAGACACAACAGUAGCGUGAUGAUAAUUGUUGAUUGCUUUAGAUUUUGUGCAUUCUGAUACCGUCAUUAAAACCUUACCCACAGCAAUAUUUGAAACUAGAUUUAAAUUAUGUUUAUCUUAAUGAUGGAAACAAAUUGAGAUAUAGUGAUAAAUAUUUGCUAAUGUUUCUGUAGUAUGGAAUUUCGUAAAUUCUCAGUUCAUGUGUGGUCUUAUUUAAUGAUUUUUUUCCUGCAACUGCCCAUUGUGUAGUUUAUUCAUUGUGUCAAUAUACAUCCAUGCCAGUGUUAUAUACAUCACUUUUUUAUUAUUAAACUAUACACCAAAAAAAAAAACA
Molecule: messenger RNA, 4434 nt
Organism: Saccoglossus kowalevskii
Lineage: Eukaryota; Metazoa; Hemichordata; Enteropneusta; Harrimaniidae
Product: amyloid-beta precursor protein-like
Biological process (GO): central nervous system development; axonogenesis
Cellular component (GO): membrane
Molecular function (GO): heparin binding; transition metal ion binding
Source: RefSeq, a predicted model, not a curated record